This is a messenger RNA of Dimorphilus gyrociliatus, 6724 nucleotides long. NCBI's taxonomy places the organism in Eukaryota, Metazoa, Annelida, Polychaeta, Dinophilidae. The record is from the annotation of a GenBank genome assembly.
GUACUUGAGACUAACAGCACCACCUGGUGAAAGUAUGCGAAACUCAACUGAAUUAUCUCACAGUAGGUGUUGGCAGGUAUACAUAAACUGCGUAAUUUGACUAAAACACCGAUUCGCUGAUAUUACUGCCAAAUAAUUUUUAAAUAUGGCUUCAACAAACCCAAGCCCGCAAGAUAGUAGCAGCGAUAAUGAUCUAAAUGAUCUAUUGGCUCUGCUUGAAGGCGAAAGUGAUUCACCCUCUUCUACUAUAAUAUCUAUAGAAGAUAGUCUUGUCAAGCAAUUGGACUCAUUUGAAGAAGCUACGGAGCAACAAAAAACAACUCUACCUCCAUGCCAAGUUUGUGGAGGUCCAUCAUCUGGCUAUCAUUAUGGAGCAAAUACUUGUCACCCUUGCAAAACCUUUUUCUAUCGAGCAUUGAAGUCUGAUAGGAAAUCAUCUCUAGUGAAAUGUCAAACUGGAAGAGGUUUAUGCAAUCCUUCUACAGAUUACAAAUUUACCUGUAAAUCUUGUAAAUAUAAUAAAUGUAUUAGUAUAGGAAUGUGUAAAAAAGCUGCCAAAAUCGGUAGAUAUAGCGUGGAGAAGCGCCUGGAAAAUGAUAAGAUAGCUAACGAUAUUAACCAAAAAAAGCUCUUAGUCCCUUAUCUGUUUAAUUAUACCGAGGUUGAUGAUACAAUUGUCACAUUUUCAGUAUUGUUUUCCGAUAUGAUGAAUAUUGAUUGGCCAAAAGAAAUUAAGGGCUUAAGAGAUGAUAUUAAUAAAAUCUCAAAUAUCUUUUCACACAAUAUGAUACACAGGGAGGCUUUCAACGACAUUUUGCAAACAACAGGAGUUGAAAUGGACAGUAGGAAAUGUAUGAUUUCACUAGGGGAGAAAGUACUUAGAACAAGCUUUCACCGUUUACUAAAUAUAGUCAUUAAACUACCCGGUAUGUUAGAAUUAGACAAACGAGAUUUUUUUAUGAAUAUAUUAAGAAUGCCCGACGAUCUAUCGCUUGUAUUAAAUCUAUCAAGUACUCAUUAUUUUAAAGAUGAUUACUCUGUAAUGAAAUUUGGAGAGUACGAGUUGGCUAUACACAAGGCCCAAUUGUAUAAUUUAUCAGGUGAAAAUACCGUUCACAAUCAGGAGCAUUUCCACAACGAUCUCGACGAAAUAGUAUUAAAUUAUGAAGAAACAGUUUUAUUAUUUGCUGCUACUUUAUGUACACCUAGAAAAAAAUAUCCACAUCUUAAAGCUAUUCAUAAUCAUAUAAUGUCUGCUCUCACACGCUAUUUGGAGAGUAGGCACGGAAAAUUUUAUCAUAAACGAUUAUUUCAAAUAGUAAAAUUCAUAUCAAAUAUGAGAGAACAGGGUUUAAUUGAAAGGAAAAACUGUAGGAAAGAAGAAUAUAAUAAAUGUGUGGAAGUCGGUAUGGCAAGAUGUAAUAUAAAGAUAGGACGGUAUACCAACAAGAGAAAACUUUCAAAUAAAGCACAGUUAGAUACGAUCGAAUAUAAACAAUCGAAAGUACCAUAUUUGAUGAAUUUUACGGAUUGCGAUGAUUUAUUAGUAGAAUGUUCUACUAUUUUCAAUAAUAUUCAAAGUAUUAGUUGGAAUAAGGAAAUAGCAGAUUUUCAAUUUAAACUUAAUACUGCCAUGAAUGAGACUAAGUGUGGUACAUUCUCCAAAGACACAUUUAUGGACGUUCUUGAAGUAACAGGCGUUGAAGUUGACGGUAGAAAGCACAUAUCAAAUUUAUCAGAGAAAUUCUUAGAAGUAGCCGUUAAAAGAUUAUUAGCAAACACUCAGCAAUUUCCAGGUAUGAAGGAAUUAUCAAGAGAGAACUUCCUGAUGAAUUUCUUUUUGAAUUCAAACAUAGUUCAUAUAGCUAUCAGUUUUAUAAUGAUACAAAGUUGGCAGGCAGAUAAAUAUGAAUUGAAAUUAGAUGAGAGCUGUUUGAAAGUAAAUAAAAGUGAUAUUGUAAAUCUCAGCGAUAAAAAGAUAGUUGAGAUACAGGAACAAUGUCAUAGGCAAUUAACAAAACUUAAUUUAACUACCGAAGAAUUAGUGCUUUUAAUUGCACUCAACCUUACUAGACCACAAAAAAGAUUUCCCCAUUUAUCUGCUGCAAAUAAUCGUAUACUAUUAACUAUGGAUAGUUUCCACUAUGGAGCAUACACGUGCGAAGCUUGCAAAGUAUUUUUUCGGAGGAGACAUAAUGAUGAUACAUCCAAAUAUGCAUGUGUGAACAAAAGGGGUCAAUGCAUCGCUAGAAGUGAUUUUAUAUUUGCAUGCAAAAAAUGUAGACUCCAUAGAUGCAGGGCAAUAGGCAUGUCUAAAACUUCUGUAAAAAUAGGUCGAUACACAAAAGAAAGAAAGAUGUAUAAUAAAAUGAAGUUAAACAAACUUAGCAAUCAGCCGCUUUUACUACCUCAGUUUUGCGAUUCAGAUGAUAUUAUAGUUAGGUGUGUGAAUGCUUAUACUGAUCUAAAACAAAUUGACUGGAAUUCUGAAAUUCAAGGGUUUCAAACGUUAUUUGAUGCAGCUUUGUAUCAUAAUCACAAGGGAACGUUUUCUUAUGACCAAUAUGUGGAUGUAUUAACUGUUGCAGGGGUUGAAAUAGAUGGUAGGAAAUUUAUGUUGCAAUUAGCUGAGAAAUUUAUGGAAGUUUCUCUGACAAAACUUUUGAAAGUUACAAGCACAUUUCCUGGCUAUCAUUAUGGAGCAAACACAUGCGAGGCUUGUAAAGUUUUCUUCCGUAGGAGUUGGUCAAAAUUUGAAAAUUAUAAAUGUGUGAGAAAAAAGAGGCAAUGCUUACCAACUAAAGAGUUCAGAUUUUUUUGUCAAUCUUGUAGAUAUGAUAGAUGUUUAAGAGUUGGAAUGUCUAAAUCGUCGAUAAAAUUAGGGAGAUAUACUGUUCAGAAACGUAGACAAAAUCAAUGUUUAGUUGAGGAAUUAGAUAGGAAACACGUAAUUAUUCCGUUUCUGCCAAAACAUUCAGACGCGCAAGAUCUUAUUGUUUGCUGUUGCAAAUCAUUUUCAACCUUCAAUAAAAUCGAAUGGGAAAAAGAAAUUCAAAAUUUUGAUGAGAUAUUCAAACAAAUCAGAUCAUUUUGCCAAACAGGAACAUUUUCAAAAGAAGACUAUAUGGACGUUUACGAGGCCACUGGUGUAGAGCUCGAUAAUCGAAGAGUGUUUAGUACUUUUACAGAACAGUUAGUAAAGCAUGCAGUUACUCGAUUUUUUGAGGGAAUAAUGUUACUACCAGGUUUGCGUGAUCUAAAACAGGAGGAACUUCUAUUAGCUUUAGCAAUGUCAAAAGAUGCAAUAAAUUAUGCUACUUUACUUUUCGGAGGUGUAACUUUAAGUGAACGUUCUUAUAGUAUUGAAUUCAGCGAUAAAUAUGUACUUGAGAUGCAAAGAUUAGACAUUGCUAAUUUAUGCGAUGAAACUUUAUUAGCUGGUGAAGAAGAACUGCUACGCCGAACUUCUAAUGUAAAUCUAAGCUUUCAUGAAAUUUGUAUAAUAAUUACUUUAAACGUCAUUAAACCGAAUCGAACCUUUCCACAAUUUCAUGAAAUAUAUAAUAGAAUGUUGAUGGCUUUUACCAAUUAUCUAGAAAAUUCUUAUGGUCGCAACUUACACUAUGGCGUCUAUACCUGUGAAGCUUGUAAAGUUUUCUUCAGAAGAUCAAAAAAAAUGCUCACACCCUAUCCUUGUAUAACUAAUAAGGGCCUCUGUGUUCCAUUGGAAAAUCAUGCAUUCUUAUGCAAAUCUUGUAGAUUUUCAAAAUGUAUUGAGGUAGGAAUGUCUCAAAAAGCAAUUAAAAUGGGAAGAUAUAGUAAUGAAAGACUUAAGCAAAAUGCUGCAAGUCUUGUAAAUUUGAAAGAAAAACAAGAAGUUAUUCCUUUCCUGCCAAAGAAUUCAAAUUUUCAAGAUAUUUUCAUACGCUGCACAAAUGUAUUUUCUCCAUUCUUUGAUUUAAACCUUAGAAAAGAGAUAGAUAAUUUCGAGGAAUUAUUCGCAACUGUAUCAGCAACAUUUAAACAAGGAUUUUAUGCGAAAGAUGAGUUUUAUAAUAUUAUGAAUGUAACAGGCGUAGAAAUAGAUAACAGAAAACAAUUUCUUGACUUGAUGGAUAUUAUGAUUCAAAAAGGAAUGAAAAAAUUUCUUUCAAGUUUAAGAAGUUUUCCCGGUUUUGAGGAUCUUGAUGAUAGAACAUUUUUUUUGAAUAUACACAACCACCUAGACGACGUUCGUUUCUUUCUAACACUCACAGGAAGACUUAAAUGGGUAGAUGAUACUGUAGAAUAUCACUUAGAUAAAGAUCAUUCGUUAACAUUAAGAAGAGAAGAUUUUGAAAAUUUAUGUGAUUCUAGUCUUGCUGAUUUGACUAAAAAGUAUUGUGAUACUUUAGCAGAAGUCGACAUAACAUAUGAAGAAUCAAUUUUCAUAUUAGUGAUUGCUAUAGUUCUAAGCAGAAUUGACAGACGUAUCAACUUACACUAUGGCGUCUAUACCUGCGAAGCUUGUAAAGUUUUCUUCAGAAGAUCGUUACAAAAGCUUACACCCUAUACUUGUUUAACUAAUAAGGGCCUUUGUGUUCCAUUGGAAAAUCAUGCAUUCUUAUGCAAAUCUUGUAGAUUUUCAAAAUGUAUUGAGGUAGGAAUGUCUAAAAAAGCAAUUAAAAUGGGAAGAUAUAGUAAUGAAAGACUUAAGCAAAAUGCUUUAAACCUUCUGAAUUCGAAAGAGAAACAAGAAGUUAUUCCCCUACUGCCAAAGAAUUCAAAUUUUCAAGAUAUUUUCAUACGCUGCACAAAUGUUUUCUCUCCAUUCCUGGAUUUAGACCUUCGAAAAGAGAUAGAUAAUUUCGAGGAAUUAUUCGCAACUGUAUCGGGAAUAUUUGAGCAGGGGUUUUAUGCGAAAGAUGAGUUUUAUAAUAUUAUGAAUGUAACAGGCGUAGAAAUAGAUAACAGAAAACAAUUUCUUGACUUGAUGGAUAUUAUAAUUCAAAAAGGAAUGAAAAAAUUUCUUUCAACUUUAAGAAGUUUUCCUGGUUUUGAGGAUCUUGAUGAUAGAACAUUUUUUUUGAAUAUACACAACCACCUAGACGACGUUCGUUUCUUUCUAACACUCACAGGAAGACUUAAAUGGGUAGAUGAUACUGUAGAAUAUCACUUAGAUAAAGAUCAUUCGUUAACAUUAAGAAGAGAAGAUUAUGAAAAUUUAUGUGAUUCUAGUCUUGCUGAUUUGACUAAAAAGUAUUGUGAUACUUUAGCAGAAGUCGACAUAACAUAUGAAGAAUCGGUUUUCUUAUUAGGUUUAUACAUACUGACUCCGAAUAGUCGGUGUCCACAAUUUCGUGUAUUACAAAAUCGGUUUCUCGUCGCUUUUCAAGGAUAUUUGGAUAAUAUAUUUGGAGUUUCGUCUCAUAAAAGAUUAUUAAAACUAAUGAAUUUAUUAUCACUGUAUAAGGAACAAUAUCACUAUGGCCGUAAAUGGGUUUCGCAAAAUCUACAGCUUCUAAAAAAUAUCCACCGUGUUAGCAAAAUCUGGAUAGCUAUAUUUCCAAGAGAAUUGACAGAGACAUCUAGUCAUGAAAGUUUGGUCAAAAAGAGAUUUAUAUUUGGCAAGAACUUACACUAUGGCGUCUAUACCUGCGAAGCUUGUAAAGUUUUCUUCAGAAGAUCAUUACAAAAGCUUACACCCUAUCCUUGUAUAACUAAUAAGGGCCUUUGUGUUCCAUUGGAAAAUCAUGCAUUCUUAUGCAAAUCUUGUAGAUUUUCAAAAUGUAUUGAGGUAGGAAUGUCCGAAAACGCUGUUAAAAAGGGAAGAUAUAGUAAUGAAAGACUUAAGCAAAAUGCUUUAAAUCUCCAGAAUUUGAUAGAAAAACAAGAAGUUAUUCCCCUACUUCCAAAGAAUUCAAAUUUUCAAGAUAUUUUCAUACGCUGCACAAAUGUUUUCUCUCCAUUCCUAGAUUUAAACCUUAAGGCAGAGAUAGAUAAUUUCGAGGAAUUAUUCGCAACUGUAUCCGCAAUAUUUGAGCAAGGCUUUUAUAUUAAAGACGAGUAUUAUAAUAUCCUGAAUGUAACGGGCGUCGAAAUCGACAACAGAAAGAAAUUCGUUGACUUGAUGGAUGUUAUCGAUGAUAGAGGAAUGAAAAAAUUUCUUUCAAGUUUAAGAAAUUUUCCUGGUUUUGAAGAUGUUGAAGAAAGAACAUUUUUUUCAAUUGUGCACAGUCGUCUAGUUGACAUUCGUUUCUUUCUAACACUUAUUGGGAAACUGAAGUGGGUAGAUGAUAGUGUAAUAUAUACUCUAGAUAGGGAUCAUUCAUUAAUGAUAAAACGUGAAGAUUUAGAAAAUUUAAGUGACUCUAGUUUUGUUGAUUUGACUAAAAAGUAUUGUGAUAUUUUAGCAGAAGUCAACAUAACAUAUGAAGAAUCAGUUUUUCUAUUAGGUAUAUACAUACUGACUCCCAAUAAUCGAUGUCCACAAUUUCGAGUAUUACAAAAUCAGUUUCUCGUCGCUUUUCAAGGAUAUUUGGAUAAUUUAUUUGGAGUUUCAUCUCAUAAAAGAUUGUUACAACUCAUGAAUUUAUUAUCCCUGUAUACUGAGCAAUAUAACUAUGGUCGUAAAUGGAUUUUACAAAAUCCUGAUCUUACUAGACAAAACGAUAUCUCCAGAAUCUGGAUAGUAAAGGACGAAAAGGAAUAUAUCAAAAUUUAUAAACAGAUCUUGAACACUUAA